CAGGGAGGCGGGGCGGGCGGACGGCGGCCCCGGCCCGCGGGGAAGUGACCGUGCGGAGGUGCGAGUUGCCGGGCGGCAGCGCCAGCGCAGUGGAGUUCGGCCCACGUGCACACGCCCAGGAAACCGCCGCGCCCUGGAGACGGUCCCGUCGCCCCGGAAAGUUGGCGCUGCCGGUCAGCGGCGGGACGGGCGGGCGGUGUUCGCGCACCUGGCCGCUCCCCAGCGCCGGGCUGACCGCCCCUCGCAGCCUGCGCCGCGCGCCGCCCCUUGGGUGUCCGAGAGCCGGCAGGGCCCGGGUCCAGGGGCCGGCGGGCCGUGGUGGGUGGGAGCGUCCCCUCUUGCGGCCCGUGCAGCUUAUCAGGCCUGCUGAUGGUCCGUGCAGAUUCCUGCGGGUGGAAAUGCUUGUCCCGCACGGAAGCGCCCGUUCGGGCAGGCCCGGCCCCGGGGCGGUAGGGAGGCGGCCACGACCCUUCCGUGCGCGUUAGGAGAUUGAGGUUUGCAAGGGUCGGUCAGAGAGCUGCUCGGUGCUGCGGUGGAGCGUCUUUAUCCCGGGGAGGUGAGUGACCGGCUGUUCCUUCUGCCCCACUUCGAGCAACGACUCGUGCAGCCGACCCGCGAGCUGCAUCGGGCCUCUGCUCUCCACUCGCCAGGAACCCCCCAGGGCCAAGUGAGAGCCUGAAGGAGUGUCCUUCACACUCCUCUUCACGGCGAAUUCCUGUCAAAUUUCAACAUAAAACUGACAAAAGAAAACCCAUUAAAAUAAGAAAGAUCUGUUUUAAAAAACACAUUUAGGGUCUGAGCUUCCUUUUGGGACUUAAAAGGGAAGCCUGCCUUUUGAGGGCUUUUCCCCAAGACCAGCUGGGUGGCCGGGAGGUUGAGAUUCAGGCCCCCGAGGGUGCCUCUGCGCCAGCCCUCCCUUCCCGGGUGGGCUACGUGGUGGCAGUGGCUUGUGCUCCAACUUGGGGUGUUUGCUUGCAAGCCCAUCUCUUAAACGUUUUGCUGUUUGUCCCCGAGAUGCGGUUAGUUGUAGGAGGAAGUCUGGGAGGUCCACGAGAGGUCACCAGUUCCACAGUUGGCACUCUGCGUGGUGGGUGGAGGUGCAGAGUCAGGGGCUUUCGGCCGAGGGAGACUGCUGCGGAGCCCGUCAGUGACAGGCCUGGGGCACAUUCCCGAGGCCGAGAUCUCAGGCACUGGAGCCAGUGUCGCAGCCCCAGAGUGGGGCUCUGCAGACAGUGUGGGGUUCUCAGGGGUGGCUCUCGCCGUGGAGUGACAGCGGAGGCGCUGUCUGUAGCACGUUGCACAUGUCAUGGUGCCCUGGGGAGGGAUGAGGGCACAACCUAUCGCGGUGGGAAGGCAGUAGCUGAGGGGUGCCCCUGAAGGGAAGCAGCAGGCUGAGUGGCCUGUGAGGGGUUUCCUUGGCGGUCACCGUGGAGGUCCUGCAGAAGCUGGGUUGGCACCUGUGGGAGGAGCAGGGGUGGUGGUGGAGACUGGCUCCAGACAGUAUGGGGCUCCCCUCUUGGGUCCUGGUGGGGCUGGAGGACAUGAUAGUGGAGAGGAUGGACAGACUAUGGUCACACCAGGCCACUGAGGCCUCUGGCCCAGCAGGGGCACCACCAGGAUGGCAGUGCUCUGGGGCUCCAAGGGCCCUCUCCUGGGUGGCAGCAGAGGAGAGGAAGGGCCGGCUCGGGGAGUGGUGGUCAGGAGUGGAGAGCCCCUGAGCACGCUUGUCCCGCGGUCACGAGGUCUGUGCCUGCAGGCGUCCAGCCGGUGCAUGGGCUCCCCGAGGUUCAGGGCUGGGACCUGACCCAGGAGGGAUGUCGCAGUCACCCUGGUGGCCUGUCAGCUUGUCUGAGAAGGUGACUGUGAGCAGUGGGGCUCUGUGUCCUCGAGGGGCGUGCCUGCUGAGGGCCUCUCCUUACCACAUGCCUCUCUCGUCCUGGGAAUCCCUGGGUCGGGGGGUGGCCUGGUGGAAGCUGUUGAAGGUCAUUGAAACGUGAUGAUGAGUUCUGGGGUGAGUGAUUUGUUCGCUGGGGGUUCUGUCUGGAGUCAGCGUGUACUGUCUGGCUGUGCCCAGGCAUGCUUGGGGGUUCUCUCGUCUUGCAUCUGUGUGGGGCUCAGCUUACCUCUGCCUCUGUUGCAGGGAGUCAGUACCAAAUGAGGAGGAAAGGACGAUGUCAUCGAGGCGCAGCAGCGAGGCACCCUUCCUCCCCGUGCAGUACUAAGCACUCACCCGCUCGAGAGACCCUGACCUACGCACAGGCCCAGAGGAUGGUGGAGAUCGAGAUCGAGGGGCGCCUGCACAGGAUCAGUAUCUUUGACCCCUUGGAGAUCAUCCUGGAAGAUGACCUCACUGCUCAGGAGAUGAGCGAGUGCAACAGUAACAAGGAGAACCGGGAGCGGCCGCCCGCGGGCCUGCGGGCCAAGCGGCACAGAAACAACAGAGUCAGGAGGAAGAACGAAGCCCUGCCCAGUGCCCCCGGCCCGCUGGCCUUGGCCGGCACGCUCCCCGAGCCCAGGGUGCGCCUUGUGGAGUACAGCCCGCCGGCCGCCCCCAGGAGACCCCCUGCAUACUACAAGUUCAUCGAGAAGUCGGCUGAAGAGCUGGACGACGAGGUGGAGUACGACAUGGACGAGGAGGACUACGCCUGGCUGGAGAUCGUCAACGAGAAGCGCAGGGCCGACUGUGUCUCGGCUGUGGCGCAGAGCGUGUUUGAGUUCCUGAUGGACCGUUUCGAGAAGGAGUCCUACUGCGAGACCCAGAAGCAGGGGGAGCAGCAGUCCCUGAUCGACGAGGACGCCGUGUGCUGCGUCUGCAUGGAUGGUGAGUGCCAGAACAGCAAUGCGAUCCUCUUCUGCGACCUGUGCAACCUGGCCGUGCACCAGGAGUGCUACGGGGUGCCCUACAUUCCCGAGGGCCAGUGGCUCUGCCGACACUGCCUGCAGUCGCGGGCCCGGCCUGCCGACUGUGUGCUGUGCCCGAACAAGGGAGGUGCCUUCAAAAAGACGGACGAUGACCGCUGGGGCCACGUGGUGUGCGCCCUGUGGAUCCCGGAGGUCGGCUUCGCCAACACAGUGUUCAUCGAGCCCAUCGAUGGCGUGAGGAACAUCCCUCCGGCCCGGUGGAAACUCACAUGCUACCUCUGCAAGCAGAAGGGCGUGGGCGCCUGCAUCCAGUGCCACAAGGCCAACUGCUACACGGCAUUCCACGUGACGUGCGCCCAGAAGGCCGGCCUCUACAUGAAGAUGGAGCCUGUCAAAGAACUGACUGGCGGGGCCACGACCUUCUCUGUCCGCAAGACCGCUUACUGUGAUGUCCACACGCCCCCAGGCUGCACGCGGAGGCCGCUGAACAUCUAUGGGGAUGUUGAAAUGAAAAACGGUGUCUGUCGAAAGGAGAGCUCCGUGAAAACGGUCAGGUCCACGUCCAAGGUCAGGAAGAAGGCGAAAAAGGCUAAGAGGGCACCAAACGAGCCCUGUGCGGCCCUGCCGCCUGUGAGCGCGCCCUACAUUCCCCCUCAGAGAUUAAAUAGGAUCGCAAAUCAGGUGGCCAUUCAGCGGAAGAAGCAGUUUGUUGAGAGAGCCCACAGCUACUGGCUACUCAAAAGGCUGUCUAGGAACGGCGCACCGCUGCUGAGGAGACUCCAGUCCAGCCUGCAGUCCCAGAGAAACGCGCAGCAGAGGGCAAACGAUGAGGAGCUGCAGGCCGCCAAGGAGAAGCUCAAGUACUGGCAGCGGCUGCGGCACGACCUGGAGCGCGCGCGCCUGCUGAUCGAGCUCCUGCGCAAGCGUGAGAAGCUCAAGCGGGAGCAGGUGAAGGUGGAGCAGAUGGCGCUGGAGCUGCGGCUGACCCCGCUCACCGUGCUGCUGCGCUCUGUGCUGGACCAGCUGCAGGAGAAGGACCCCGCCCGGAUCUUCGCCCAGCCCGUUAGCCUGAGGGAGGUGCCAGAUUAUUUGGAUCACAUUAAACAUCCCAUGGACUUUGCCACAAUGAGGAAGCGGUUAGAAGCGCAAGGGUAUAAAAACCUCACUGAGUUUGAGGAGGAUUUCGAUCUCCUAGUAGAUAACUGCAUGAGGUACAAUGCCAAGGACACGGUGUUUUAUAGAGCCGCAGUGAGGCUGCGCGAUCAGGGCGGUGUUGUUCUGAGGCAGGCCAGGCGCCAGGCGGACAGCAUCGGCUUUGAGGAGGCCUCGGGGACGCACCUGCCCGAGCCGCCUGCCGCGGCCCCUCGGCGGCCUUUCUCCUGGGAUGACGUGGACAGGUUGCUGAACCCGGCCAACAGGGCCCACAUGGUGCUGGAAGAGCAGCUGAGGUUGCUGCUGGACAAGCUGGACCUCACAUGCUCCAUGAAGUCGAGUGGGUCGCGGAGCAAGCGGGCCAAGUUACUGAAGAGGGAGAUCGCCCUCCUUCGCAGCAAGCUGAGCCAGCAGCAGCACAGCCAGCCCCCGCCCGCGGAAUCAGGUAUUGGAAGCUUUGAAGAGGAAAGUGCUCAACUGGGGCAGGAGACGGGCGAGGAAGGAGAUAAAUCUCCCCCUAAACUUGAACCAUCAGAUGCAUUACCUCUUCCUUCAAACUCGGAGACUAAUUCAGAACCACCAACCCUCAAACCAGUAGAACUCAACCCAGAGCAGAGUAAACUAUUCAAAAGAGUCACAUUUGGUAAUGAAUCACAUAGCACUUGCACUCAGAGCGCCCUGGUAAUCGGACACCCUCCAGAGCCCACCCUCGCCAGUAGUGGCGAUGCGCCGGCGGCGGCCUCCGCAGUGGCGGAGCCAUCAAGCGAUGUAAACAGACGCACUUCUGUUCUCUUCUGCAAAUCGAAAAGUGUAAGCCCCCCAAAGUCUGCCAAGAACACUGAAACCCAGCCAACUUCUCCUCAGCUAGGGACCAAAACCUUUUUGUCUGUAGUCCUUCCGAGGUUGGAGACUCUUCUGCAGCCAAGAAAAAGGUCACGGAGCACCUGCGGCGACUCCGAGGUGGAGGAGGGGUCCCCGGGAAAGCGCCUGGACACAGGUUCUCACUUUAACUGCUAACAUGCUGGGUAGCUCACUCUUUGGAUCUUAAUUAUUUUCUCUUACCUUGGACUGGAGCUCUGCUAAGCAGUCAUUUUGGAGCGCAGAAAGAUCGUUGCAUCCUUGCAUUUCACAUAAUUCUUGCGGAUGACGUUGGAAGCAUCAGUUCAGCCAUCCUCCAAACAAAAACACAAUCACCAAACCUGGAGGGGACAUGUCCCACCCCACCCACCCCCUUCUGUAAGUCAGAGCCGGACACCACAGGAGGAACAGCGUGGGUGUGUGGGAGCCGCCGCGUCCCUCCUCGAGCCGGCCGUGCCCGUGGAUAGGUGUGAACGGUGCAGAGGGGAGACGACGCAAGUGGACAGAUUCCAGUCCCACCCUCAGCAGGCACAGAACUGGGCCUGGAGUGGCCAGGGCCCCUGCGUGGGGGUGCCCGGGCACAGGAAGGACCUUGGCCCACCCCAUGUGGCACAGCCAGACGACGUGGCAUAGACACCGACCGCUGCCUUGGUUGCCAGCACCUUCAUUUCCUGGGCUUCUGCCUGAUCCCUUCUUCCCUUUACUUGUCUCUGGCCUGUUCCCGCCGGUCGCAUCUGGGGACCCCUGAUCCAUGACAGCUCUGUCUCUGCCCACCUCUCUGAACCUUGCCACAGGGAGCGAAGUGCCUGUGAGCCUUGCCCGCCGGUCCUGCGCCCUCUGGGAGCCAGUCAGGCAAACACAGGGCGGUUGGGUUCUUCCUGUUUGCUGUGUUUCCGUAUUUUUGGAAGGUUGAAAAGUGCACAGAAGGUGCGGUUCUACUGCAGGCAUGAAAUAAAAAUGUGUGAACAAGAUUGCCGGCCCGCCUUCGGCUCACAGAGCUGAGUGCAGCCUCUGUGCCCGUGGCCCGAGCGGCUGGUCCCGUGGGGCCCUGUGGCGGGGAGUGAGCAGCAGCCCGGGCGGGCCACAGUGCGCACAGCCCACCUUGCUUGCCCGCCUCUUGCCUGCUGCUAUCCAGAAGGUCCUUCAAGCCCCAGUGAGAGUGUGGCAGGUGUGGACCUUGGCUGACUGUCCCACCGGUUGGAGCACCUGGGGCUUCUUGCUGCCUGGCAGGUGUGAGCUUUGUGCAGCAGAGGUCUCAGCUGCGGGCAGCUCUAAGAUCUGCUUCAGUCGUUGCUAAUCGGCGUUUCACGAGGCCCUUUAGGCGCCCACUCUGCACGAGGCCCAAGGAGCAUCUGGCCAGGUGCCUCUGGCUUGGUGUGCCGCGCCUUUGGGGGCAGCGGAGGAGGCUCCAGUGCUCCAUGCGGAAAGGGCAGCACACGUGUUGGAGGGCAGUGGCCUUUCCCCGACAGCCACCUUGCCGGCACAUGCUGGCUUCGAGCACUUCCGUCGCCAUGCCGGAAUAGCCGCUGAGAAGAUGCUCUGCCGCACCCUUGGGCUCGGUUAGGGUCUCGGGCAUGGUAUGCACGCCUGCUUGGCAAAGGGCCCAGCGGCCCACCUCUGUGUAGGCCCCCAGACCCCGCCAGCCUGGUGUUACUUCAAGCCCUUGCCGGGCCUGUGAGGCGGGGCCCUGUGGGCUCAUGGAGGCACCGCUGGCAGGAGGGGUUGGCAUGGGGAGCCCGUUGGUGGGGCUGGGCAGGUAGAUGGUGAGCAAGAAUAGGCCGCAUGCCUGCUGCCAGCCGGGAGGGCCGUGGCCGGGCUUGUCUGAGGGGCCUGCCUUUUAGUGGGUGCUUGGGGCCAUUUCAUGGGCGACCCGGGGCGAAGUGGGAGCAGCUCGUCGCCCUGGAUGUUCUGCCGUCUCGGUGCUCAGGGGGAUAAAGAGGAGCUGUGAGCCAUGCCGCGUCUCUCCGACUGAGGACCUCCCCACGCUACAGUCUCCCCCCCAGUGUCCCUCGGGGUGCCUGCUUCAGGGGCUCGCCAGCGUGCCCGCAGGUGCCAGCUUCCUUGUGGCGCUGGGAGGGCAGGUGCCCUGUGUGUUGGUGCCCUGGGUCUCCCUCCUCCUCAGCCGCUGUCCGCCUGGUGUGCUCGGUAGCGGUGCCGCCUGCGCUUCCUCUUGAUUCUCCCUGUGGCCGCCCCCCGCCACAGCUGGGACCCUGUUCGUCCUCGCGGGCUCUUCCCAGGUGCCCGGCUGCACCUGUCACAGGCGGUGAGACCCACACACCCGCUCCUAGAAAGGCCCCAUCGUCUGGGCCCAGCCCACGGCCGCUCUGCCUGGAACGGCGCACAGCCAGCUUGCUUGGCUGGCAGAAGCACAGAUGCCCUGUGGGGUCCCAGGAGCGCUAGAUGAGGUUGAGGCCGUUGCAAGUCUCCGGCGUCAGCUCCACAGUGACCUGCGCAGAGCAGCUUUGUGGCUGCGUGUGCUUGUCGCUCAGAUGUUGUCACAGGUGUCAGCACCUGGCCUGGCGCCAGGUGGUGUACUUGGGUCCCCCAGGCGCUGGUGGCAGCCUGCAGCUGUCAGGUGCCGGGUGGGCAGUGCCUUAGUGGCUGUGCCCCUUCUCUCAGACCUGGGCUCUCUGUGCCGGGCUCUGUGUGUCGUCCGUGUGGGUCAGGCAGCUGUCCCUGACGUGUCUGACUCCGAGUUGGGGGUCUCUGCCCUUGGGGGGGCCCUUCUGCACCUCACUGAGGACUGUUGGCCUUGGCUGACCCUGGGUGUUGAGGUGCAGGCCUACCCACCCCUUUACCUCUGUCUUCCUCACCUGCUGGGAACAGGGCUGGUGUCGGUUCUUCUACAGUGAAGGGGUGACGACAAGCCAGCAUGUCUCAAUCCCACGGCGUAGACUUACUUGCUGCAUCUCACGGGGCUGCUCUUUCCAAGAUUGUUCUUAUAAAUGUCCAGAUUCCAUAAAUAAGUAGAGCACCCUCAGCUACCUGCAAUCACUGCUUUAUAAAUAGGAAUUAGGUUUAGAAUAAAAAAUACGGAGUUUUUCAUAAAGCCAGUGGCCCUGAGUCUGACGGAAAUGAAGCAGCAGUGGGUCUGCCGAGUUCGCUCAAGGGAAACACGCAGCCUCCUCGUCUGCUGGGCGAGCAGCAGAACUCGCUGUUUCUGCAUUUUUAUUUCUUAGCUGCUGCCAGAGGUCACGCACUGCCCUUAUUUGAAAAUGAGGUCUCGUCACUGAGAAAAUACUGCAAGUAUGUAAAAGUGGAGAAAACUUUGUAAUCUGGCCACCUGCUUGAAAACCUUUUUAAAAGAAAUGGAUUUAAAAUUUUUUUAACAAUGGGAAUGGGAUUCCUCUUUUGGGAAGAAAGAUGUGCAGCCCAGUCCCGCUGUCCACGCGAGGCCCUGGACCAGGCCGCGUCCACUGCCCCUCUGCUGGAGAGGCUUCCGCGCUGCCUCUCGCCCCUUCCCUGCUCGGCGCUGGGUUCUGCCUACCUCCUGGCUGAUGCCCGGCUAUUCAGGAGGGUGGCCAGUGGUGGACCUUUGCCUUGAUUAAAAACCUCGGAUGUUGAGGUGAUCUUCCCUUUGUGUUUUGUUUGGCUGCUCAGCGGAUUUGGAAUCGGGCGAGUGCCCACUGUCUGGUGGGGUGGUGCUGGCCCACCCCAUGGGCGUCGUGCCCACGCGUGCUGCUGUUCAUAGCUUAGGGUGCUUCUGGGCACAGUGUCCGAGGUUUAUGAGACACUUGCCUUCUGUGUUAAGAUUUUGGAGGUUCGUGUUAGUACCUUUCUCAGGCUUGCGGAUCUGUUAGCAUUCUGUGUGAUCUGCUGCCAGGUGGUGGUGCCCCCCAGUGAGGAUGCCUGGCUCGGCCCGGGCGAGGCUCAUGCCUGCGUGGCCAGAGUCUGCAGGGAGGACCCAGGACCCUCUGCUGUGCCAAGUUUUACUUUGAAGAGCAGCUUCAGCCCCUGUCCUCUGAAUAUCUGGGUUUCAGCUUUUAUUUCACCCCAGACAGGUCCACGUCCUGUGUGGGAGGCACAGCUGGGUGUGGGUGGGUGAUGCUGCCAGGUGCUGCGCAGGGUGCCCCCAGGCCUGCUGGGAGCCUUGCCCGUCUCGGCUGAGCUCAGGCGCCCGCGUGGCUGUG
This is a messenger RNA of Manis javanica (Malayan pangolin), 9002 nucleotides long. It is a transcript of the gene BRD1, whose product is annotated as bromodomain containing 1. Gene Ontology annotation, molecular function: protein binding. Lineage: Eukaryota; Metazoa; Chordata; Mammalia; Pholidota; Manidae. Gene Ontology annotation, biological process: regulation of transcription by RNA polymerase II. The record is from RefSeq and is a predicted model, not a curated record.